Messenger RNA from Penaeus indicus, 876 nucleotides. RefSeq names its product probable glutamate receptor. NCBI's taxonomy places the organism in Eukaryota, Metazoa, Arthropoda, Malacostraca, Decapoda, Penaeidae. Gene Ontology annotation, molecular function: ligand-gated monoatomic ion channel activity; signaling receptor activity. Bases 1 to 876 code for a protein of 291 amino acids. The record is from RefSeq and is a predicted model, not a curated record. Gene Ontology annotation, cellular component: plasma membrane. The transcript is spliced from 6 exons.
AUGAAAGAUUAUAACGGCUACACUUGCUACCACGUGAAGGACAAGCAGUUCGGUGCCUUCGUCGACGGCAGAUGGACAGGGAUGGUGAAGGAGGUGUUGGAAGGAACCGCCGACAUCGCCGUGGCUAACCUAGCCAUUACUCAGCAGCGAAGUACUGCGGUUCAGUACUUGGUUGGGAUGAUCUCAGCAGGUUUUAGAAUAGUGUUAAAACGGCCGUCCAACGAGGACUACAUGUGGAGCGUCUACACGAAGCAAUUCGAGCCUGGCGUGUGGGCGACGAUGGUGGUCGUCGUGGCAGCGGCGGUGGCGUGCCUGCGCCUCGCGUCUCGCCCUUCUCGCCGGCAGCAAAAAGCGUCUCUGUCCGACACCGCUUUUACCAUCGUGGGUUUUGUGUUCGGGCAAGGUUCUCCGAUCAUUUUCCGCGGCGCAGCAGAGCGCACGGUGGUCCUGACGGUGCUCCUCCUGCAGGUAGCCAGCCUGGCCUUCUAUACGAGUAACUUGGUCUCGGCACUCACCGUUGGACCCUCACUUCCUCCUUAUAAGGACCUCCAAGAUAUAGACAAUGAAGAGUCACUGACUUUUGGAUUCCUUAAAGGCUCUUCGAAUGCUAAUGAUUUUCGAGACUCAAAAACCCCACUGUACCAGAAGCUCUGGCAGGAGACCAAGGACGAGGACUUGGUCACGAGCUACACAGAGGGCAUGGAGCGAGUGUUCAGCGAGAGAUACGCGCUUAUGAUAUGGGAGGUCUUCUAUUCGCUUAACUAUGGGCAGGACUGCAGGGCGUUCGUGCUGCCGGUGUCCUACUUUCCGAUCUACACGUCCUUUGGCCUGUCAAAGGACUCGCCACUGGUUCCAAUAAUGAACAAACAGCAAUAG